AUGGUCCACUUCCUUGGUAAUGCAUUCAAGAACUUUCAUGACCGGGUCCCUCAACUUAACAGCACUUCACAUUCUCUCUACUCCAUCUGCACCUCUCAGAUGCUCUAUCAGGAGCCCGGGUUUUCGGAGAGCGAGAGGGAAAGUGACGGCUGGGAAGGGGCGAGGGUCGCGGGUGCCCACGCCCGGAGGGAGGCGAGCCUGCCCGCGUGGAGAGAGCGCGUGUGUGCGAGCGAGCGAGCGAGCGCGGCCCGAGUUCCCACAAGGCUCGGCUUGGGAAACGGCGGGGCGCUCGCAGGGGCGCGAGGUCAAGUCCGGGCGGGAAGGCACCCGGGAGAGCCCUGGGGCGGGAGGGGUGUGUCGGGGCCUGGAGGCCCGCCAGGCGCUGGAGGCCGGGGAAGCUACAGCGGCGCCCGCCUUCGCUCGGCCUCGGGCCCCGCGCCAGGGCCCGCCUCCCCGCGACGCCUCACUCCCCUUCCGCCCGGCUCCCGGCCCGCGCCCGCCCGGGUUGCCGCGUCUCUCGCCGCCCGCCUCGGGCCCUCCUCCUCCGGGACUCCGCGCUCCCGGGAUCCACCCCCCCUCCCGGUCUCUUCCUCGCCGGCCCCCUUCCUCCUCCCCGGGUCCCGCCGCCUGCCUCUCUGCCCUCCGCCUUUACCUGCUGCGGGAGCCGGGGCGUCGAGGGAGCGCCGCGGGGUCCACAACCCUUUCCCGCCGCCGCCACCACUCCGGCUCUCCGGCGCGGUGCGGGGCUGGCGAGCAGCUGUGUCCGCGGGAGGAGGCGAGGGGGGGGAGACGCGACGGCGAACGAGCGAGCGUGCGGAGCGAGGACACACUGCCGCUCUCCGUCCGACCGGGGAAGAGCAGCCGCGCAGGAGCCCGCCGCGAGAGGGCGGGUGGGCGGCCGCGUGGGGAGGGGUCUCGCGGCCGCCGCAAUGGCUGCCACGUAGCCAGGUGGAUCUCCGCCCCCGCCCCGGGGCCGCAACCUCUGCCGCUCCCCCACCCCGGGCACUCCAGGAUGCGGCGGCCCCAGCCCGGACACCCGAGCCCACCGGGGCUGGCGCCUCGCCGGCUCCGUUAAGAGAACUUAGAUCCUGUGAUGUCAAAGAGGACGUGUAAGAAUCUUUGAAUAUCUGGACAUAGGUGCUACUUCUCAGGGGUGCAGCUCCACCUUUGCAGUCUUCCAGCUGGCUAUAGUAUAAUUGGUUAUAAUUGUGUGAAAGUAGUAUUUAAAAUACUAAAUGAAUAUGAAGAAUGACAAAAUGCUACCAGCCAAUACUUUUAAUAAUGAGGUGACUACUCAAAUUUUAGUUAAGAAACUGGCCCUUAAGGAAAUAGUGAUUUGUAAACAUUUUGGGAAUAUUUGGAAUAUAUUUAAUGUAUAAGUUCUAAAUUUGUUUGUAUAUAUUAUUUGUUUAUAUUUGCAUUUGGAGCCUAAGUAUGAUUUCUUUGCAACAAAAUAAUCUAUGGCACCUUUAUUUUCCUCUGCCUUAUUCUGCUUAAUUCUAGUUUUUACAGGAUUACCACUCUUGGAAGAUAGAUAGGUUGUUUCCUGCUCAGUGUUGUAUGCUUCACUGCCAAAUCCAGAAACUUGUACAAAAUAAGCAGUGUGCUAUGUAAAAGGUGGAAUAAACAUGCCCUGUGACAGGGAAAUCCG
Messenger RNA from Mastomys coucha (southern multimammate mouse), 1651 nucleotides. Its product is annotated as basic proline-rich protein-like. The coding region runs from base 1 to 1113 and encodes 370 amino acids. The record is from RefSeq and is a predicted model, not a curated record. NCBI's taxonomy places the organism in Eukaryota, Metazoa, Chordata, Mammalia, Rodentia, Muridae. The transcript has 4 exons.